CUUAGGUUAAAGUUUCUAAGAAUAAAUACAGAAAUGGCAACAAGCAGAUCAUUUUUGGUAUUAGGACAAUGUGUUCCAUGUAUAAAACAAAAUGCAUCGAAAUUUCGAGUAAAACGAUUAGAGUUAGAUAAAAAUUUAUUAAUGUAUUUUCGAAAAGAUGAAUACAUUUACGCUCACGAUCCAGAAAAAAAAUGUAAAACUGGUGAUGUUGCAUUAAUUAAAGAAUUACCAAAGAAAAUGACACGGUUAAUUACCCAUACCGUUUUGGAUAUCGUUCAUCCGUUGGGUGAUAUAACAGAUCCAAUAACUGGUAAAAAGGUAGUUGUGGGUAAAUAUAGAGAUGAUAUUGCUGAAGUGAAUCAAAUGUAUGGAGAAUCACCAGAUGGUUUUAAAUACGAUAAGGCACCAGAGAGAGGAUGGCAAGAAGAUAAAAAAGAUUUUACGCAUCGUGAAACUUACAUUAAAUAUCAUAAUUUUGAAAAUGAUGAUCAACCAUACGCUGUUUAAUAUUUUAUACUUUAGUUUUUUUUCUUUGUAGUUAAAUAUUUUGUUUGUGUUUUAUAAAUAUCGUUUAAAUAAAAUGUAUAGACCAAAAUAUCAGUACCAAAUUUAUAUAUUGCUAGCAGUUAUCCGCCCGCUUCGCUGAGUAUUUCCACCCUUAAAAGUUAUGGAGUAAAACAAAAAGUUAGUAAAGAAUUAAGUAUGUGAAAGGCGCUAAUUAAUUUACA
Molecule: messenger RNA, 728 nt
Organism: Chrysoperla carnea
Lineage: Eukaryota; Metazoa; Arthropoda; Insecta; Neuroptera; Chrysopidae
Gene: mRpS17
Product: 28S ribosomal protein S17, mitochondrial
Exons: 2
Coding region: 34-507 (157 amino acids)
Biological process (GO): mitochondrial translation
Cellular component (GO): mitochondrial small ribosomal subunit
Molecular function (GO): structural constituent of ribosome
Source: RefSeq, a predicted model, not a curated record